AUGGCAAUAGAGCAGCUUUUCACAAAAGGAGCGGCCGAAUUAAAAGAAAAGGAUUAUUUAAGUGCCAUUGCGACUUAUACGACUGCUUUAAAGGAACACCCAAAAUCGAUCCUAGCGUUUUUGAAAAGAUCAACUGCGUAUCAGAAGUUGAAUAAUUACGAGAAUGCAAAGAGAGAUGUAUCUAACGCAUUUGAUAUUGCAGAACAGAAAGGCAAACGGUCAGACCUUGGAGCCUGUUACUUCAGAUUGGGUCUAAUUUACUAUGCGGAAAAGGAUUACAAAGUAGCAUUGAAGAAUUUUGAGAAAUCGGUGGAAUUUGACUGUCCUGAAGCAACAGUCGAGUCAUGGAGAAAUAAGUGUGAAUAUGAUUUAAAGAAGAACCCUCCAGCUGAGGAUUCGGGAAACGAGGAAGGUGAAGCUAUUCUAAAUAUCGAAUCGGGUAAGGAUAAAGCUAAAGAUAUCCAAGGCAAGCCAUCCACCAACAUUGAUGUGAUAAAUAGUCAAGCCCCAUUAAAAGUCAAGAUCAGGGACGAUUGGUACCAAACAAACGAUUCGGUUAUCAUAACCAUAUACGCCAAAAACAUCAAAGAGCAAGAAUUACAGGUUAACUUCAAGCCAAAUCUGGUAAACGUUUCGUUUCCAAGCUCUGCCACGUCCGAAUAUAACUAUAAUCUUGAGCCACUCUUUGCCGUAAUCGAAUCAGAAAAAUCAACUUUUCGAAUCUAUUCUACUAAAUUAGAAAUCACCUUGAAGAAGAAAGAGUCUCGCAAGUGGCCCAGCUUGGAGGCAUCCGAGAAUAUCGAAGAGAUAAAGACCUCGAAUUCUACUGAAGAAAGUCCUACCAAGAAUUCAGGGUUGGCAUAUCCGACUUCUUCAAAAAAAUCUAUCAACUGGUCCGCAUUCAAAAUUAACGACGACGAAGACAACGAAAAAUCAGAAAACGAAUUUUUUGCCCAAUUAUACAAAGAUACAGACGAUGAUACCAGAAGAGCAAUGAUGAAAUCUUAUGUCGAGUCCAAUGGUACAGUUUUGACCACUAAUUGGGAAGAAGCACAAAAUAAAAAAUAUGAAACCAGUCCGCCUGAAGGUAUGGUUGAAAAGAAAUGGAAUGACAAAGGUUGA
Molecule: messenger RNA, 1122 nt
Organism: Debaryomyces fabryi
Lineage: Eukaryota; Fungi; Ascomycota; Pichiomycetes; Serinales; Debaryomycetaceae
Gene: SGT1
Product: co-chaperone
Exons: 1
Coding region: 1-1122 (373 amino acids)
Biological process (GO): protein stabilization
Molecular function (GO): protein-folding chaperone binding
Source: RefSeq, a predicted model, not a curated record